This is a messenger RNA of Acanthoscelides obtectus, 1764 nucleotides long. NCBI's taxonomy places the organism in Eukaryota, Metazoa, Arthropoda, Insecta, Coleoptera, Chrysomelidae. The record is from the annotation of a GenBank genome assembly.
CACAAUUACAGCUUCCUUUCCAUUUAACCAGAAUGAUAAUUAUGAAAUGUUUUAUAAUAAAGUAGUUCAUACUUCCAUUUGUCAGAUUCCUGACAGCAGUUGUUGUAAAUUUAAUUUAUUGCCCUACAAGGCCUCGUCUCUUCCCUAUUCACGUGCACAUUCAAUUUUACAAAUGCAAUUUAACGAUUUCCCAGAUUUGUGACCCCUUUAGCUGAAAGAUAUUUUUAUUCGCGCACAAACCGAUAUUUGGUAAUCAUUACAUUCUCGUGUAGCAAAAUAUUAAAUCAAGGUCACCUUAAUAUGGAUUAACAUCAGAAAUACAGCUAUUUUUAAGCAGAUUGUGUGCUGGGACAUAUUAAUUGCUUCUUUUUACAUGAUCCUAGAAGUACCAUCAAUAAACAAUCAUGUUUGAUUUGAAAUGAGCGGGGGAGGGGUGAGAGGACAUUUUUGAAAAAUCACCAGUACACACCUUUUUUAUUGAGCUACGUUUUAUCCAGAAAUAUCUCGGCCGCACUCACUUUUAACUCGUAAUACACAGGCACGCCUGCAUUGCGGAUAUAGAUAUACCAAAACAAUGCAUAUUCACGUCUGGCGAGAGGCCGCGAAACCAUUUUGGCAGUAGCCAUGAACGUUGAAACGGCAACUUCAGAUAACGAAGUUUAACCCUUUACACAACAGAUAAGGACCAUACGCCUACGAUAUACUGUCAGUUAACAUAUUAGAGACGAUUUGCUGAGGUUUCCACGGUUUUUCACUCAUUUAUCGCUUUAAUUUUACACGAAAUAAACACGACAUAUUUCCACUUUCAAACACAAUCUAGUAACAUUUGGUUUUAAAGGGUUGGUGACAGCAAAUGUCAUAAGUGUCAGGUUAACACAUGCGCAACUGUGAAGUUGCUUUUCGUCAUCAAAAUGGCGCUGAAUUUACAUGUCAAGAUCCAUCCCGUAGUUUUAUUCCAAAUUGUAGAUGCAUAUGAACGAAGAAAUGCAGAUUCUUACAGAGUUAUCGGAACUUUACUUGGUAGCUCAGAUAAAGGCAUAGUCGAGGUGACGAAUUGCUUUUGUGUUCCCCAUAAAGAAUAUGAUGAUCAAGUGGAGGCAGAACUGUCUUAUGCAAUGGAUGUCUAUGACUUGAACCGAAGGGUCAACUCAAAUGAAGCCAUUGUUGGAUGGUGGGCAACGGGUCAUGAAGUGACGAAUCAUAGCGCUGUCAUCCAUGAAUACUACUCCAGAGAAUGCAACAACCCAGUGCAUGUCACUGUUGACACCAGUCUGCAAAAUGGGCGCAUGGGAUUGAAAGCUUAUGUUUGUGUUCCUCUUGGAGUUCCCAAUGGCAAACCAGGAUGCAUGUUUACCUCUAUCCCCAUCGACAUUACCUGUUAUGAUCCUGAAGUGUUUGGGCUGCACUUAUGUGAGAAGACAAUGACUGUUGGUCGCCUCAGGACUGUCAGUCCUAUGCAAGAUCUAAACCAGGUAGCUGAAGCAGGAACCAAGAUGACCAUAUUGUUGGAUCAAGUAUUAGCAUAUGUGGAGGAUGUUCUGGCUAACAGAGUGGCACCAAACAAUGCAGUUGGCCGGUCCUUGUUAGAUUUGGUGAAUUCUGUGCCACACAUGACAAAUGAGCAGUUCUCAGAAAUGUUCAACAGCAAUGUCAAGGAUUUGCUUAUGGUUGUUACUUUAUCACAGUUGAUAAAAACACAACUACAAUUCAAUGAAAAACUUACAUUGUUAACAUCUAUAUAAUAAAUAAAAUAUUUGAAUGUUG